This is a messenger RNA of Hemiscyllium ocellatum (epaulette shark), 2091 nucleotides long. RefSeq names its product NPL4 homolog, ubiquitin recognition factor (gene nploc4). Lineage: Eukaryota; Metazoa; Chordata; Chondrichthyes; Orectolobiformes; Hemiscylliidae. Gene Ontology annotation, cellular component: nucleus. Gene Ontology annotation, molecular function: ubiquitin protein ligase binding; ubiquitin binding. The record is from RefSeq and is a predicted model, not a curated record. Gene Ontology annotation, biological process: ubiquitin-dependent protein catabolic process. The coding region runs from base 78 to 1916 and encodes 612 amino acids. The transcript has 17 exons.
ACGGGUUCCGCGGUGACACGCGUUGGAAUUGGAAGGGAGAUUUCGGUAAAAGGCCGAGGAGCUGCUCCACCGGCGUCAUGGCGGAAAAUAUCAUUGUCCGCAUUCAGUCACCACAUGGUAUGAAAAGGAUUAAUGUGGGCAAAAGAGAAACAGGAGCCCAAUUUUUGAAAAAGGUUGCAAAGGAAUUUGGCUGUUCUAACAAUGGCUUUUCUGUAUACCUUAACAGAAAUAAAACUGGAGAGAUCUCCCCAACGAAUAAAUCACUCUCUUUGCUUAAAAUUAAACAUGGAGACAUGCUGUUCCUCUUUCCAUCAAGUGAUGCUGGGACUUCCACUCAAGUUAUGGAGACUUCAGCUCAGACUCCUGGAGGGUCUCGUGUUUCGACCAUGUCUGCAGUGCCUGUUGUGGAGGAUGAGAUUGACCAGUACCUAAUGAAGCAGGAUGGAAAGAUAUACAGAAACCGGGACCAGCAACAGUGUCGGCAUGGUGCACUGGGUAAAUGUGUUCAUUGUGUACCACUGGAGCCUUUUGAUGAGGAUUAUCUUAAUCAUUUGGACCCACCUGUUAAACACAUGUCAUUCCAUGCAUACAUCCGAAAACUGACUGGUGGUGCUGAUAAGGGCAAGUUUGUUGCUUUGGAGAAUAUUAGUUGCAAAAUCAAAUCUGGGUGUGAAGGGCAUCCUCCAUGGCCUGAUGGAAUUUGUACAAAGUGCCAACCAAGUGCUAUAACCCUUAACAGACAGAAAUACAGGCAUGUGGACAACAUAAUGUUCGAGAACCACACGAUAGCAGAUCGUUUCCUCAACUUUUGGCGUCAAACAGGAAACCAGCGCCUUGGGUUCCUUUAUGGUCGCUACACCGAGCACACGGACAUUCCUUUAGGUAUUCGAGCAGAGGUUGCUGCCAUCUAUGAACCUCCACAGGUUGGUACAGCAAACAGCUUAGAAUUCUUGGAAGACCCAAAAGCUGAAGUUGUAGAUGAAAUUGCUGCUAAACUUGGAUUAAGAAAGGUUGGUUGGAUAUUCACAGAUCUAUUAUCAGAGGACACAAGAAAAGGCACUGUCAAAUUUAUCAGGAAUAAGGAUGCACAUUUUCUAAGCGCAGAAGAAUGCAUCACAGCAGGAGAUUUCCAAAAUAAGCAUCCAAAUGUUUGCCGCCUAUCUCCUGUCAAUCAUUUUGGAUCCAAGUUUGUUACCGUCUUAGCAACAGGUGGCCCAGAUAAUCAAGUUCAUUUUGAAGGUUACCAAGUUUCCAAUCAGUGUAUGGCUCUCGUAGGCGAUGACUGCUUUCUGCCGUGCAGAGAUGCACCAGAGCUGGGAUAUGUUAAGGAGUCCUCUAGUGAGCAGUAUGUUCCUGAUGUUUUCUAUAAGGACAUAGACAAAUUUGGUAACGAAAUUACACAGUUAGCAAGGCCAUUGCCAGUUGAGUAUCUGAUCAUAGAUAUUCCUACAACUUUUCCAAAAGAUCCUGUUUACACUUUUGCUGCAUCCCCACACCCCUUCCCUGUUGUGAACAGGGAUGUCGUCGGAGAGACACAGGAUUUCCAUACCCUUGCCUCCUACCUAUCACAGAAUCAAUCUGCUGUCUUUCUUGAUGUCAUCUCAGAUUUCCACCUACUUCUGUUUCUGGUAACCAAUGAUGUUAUGCCGCUCAGAGAUAGUAUCAACUUGUUGUUGGAAGCAGUGAAAACACGGAAUGAGGAACUUGCCCAGACCUGGAAGAGAUCUGAACAAUGGGCUACCAUUGAACAGCUCUGCAGUACAGUGGGAGUUCAGCCACACAGUGCUUCUGAUUAUGGUGCACUGGGAGGGUCUCCACAGUCUGCUCCCACUGCGAUGUGGUCCUGUAGACAUUGCACAUUCAUGAACCACCCAGGCACUGACCAAUGUGAAAUGUGCAAUCUUCCUCGAACCUAGCCAGCAGCAAAGGCAAGCCGGAUUUGGACAUACCCUUUGAUCCUUUGUCCAUUGGGAAGGCAAGGUGGCUGCCAGGGCACUCUGGAUCCAGCAAGCAAAUGCUACAAGUGAACUUGUACUCUUGAGGUCUGCCUGGACUUAUUAAUUGAGAUUAAAAACAAUUACUAAAUACAAA